Molecule: messenger RNA, 699 nt
Organism: Impatiens glandulifera
Lineage: Eukaryota; Viridiplantae; Streptophyta; Magnoliopsida; Ericales; Balsaminaceae
Product: LOB domain-containing protein 4-like
Exons: 1
Coding region: 1-699 (232 amino acids)
Source: RefSeq, a predicted model, not a curated record
AUGGAGCCAUCAUCGAAUUUACCUCCGUGUGCAGCAUGCAAAUUCUUCCGACGGAAAUGUAGAGAUUGUAUAUUUGCACCAUAUUUUCCGUCUGACAAUUCUUUAAAGUUUGAGAAUGUUCAUAGUGUAUAUGGAGCGAGUAAUGUUUCAAAAUUUCUCAAGGGGUUGAAUCCAUGCCAACGGGAGCGUGCGGCGAAUACCUUGGCUUACGAAGCGGAGCAACGUUUGCGGGAUCCCAUGCUUGGCGUGGUAGGUUUAGUCUAUCAACAUGAGAUGGAACAGGCUCAGAAGAUAGAACACCUUCAGGCGCUAAGGAUGGAAUUAGCUACCUAUAUUGGCCCUAGAGCCAUGUGGCCCAUGGGAACCAACCAAUCUCCAUCUCAGCCUUCUCAGGCCUCUUCCUCUUCUUCAAACAUGAAUCAGAUGAUCCACAUUCCAAAUUCAGUUAAUCAACAAUUAGCCAUUCAAGAGCCCUACUCCCAACAUCAACAUCAACAUCAACAUCAACAUCAACAUCAACAUCAACCGUCUGCAGUUGGAUUCAACCUUAAUCCAUCUCCAUCUCAACAUCAACAUCAUCACCAUCAUCAUCUACAACAAAUACAACUACAAUUGCACGAACAUCAUUCAUCUCCAUCUCAGGCUUUGAGUCCAUUUGAGGGUGAUCAUCAACAUCCUAAUUCUAAGCAACAACAAUAG